AUGAAAAUAUCAAUAUUUGGAUCAACUGGGCCAACAGGACGGGAAUUAGUAAAUCAAGCACUGGAAAAGGGUUAUAAAGUAAGCACUUUGGUCAGAAAUCCACUUGAUAUAGUUCAUGCCAAUUUAACUGUCAUAAAAGGAAACAUUUUUGAUAUAGAAGCAGUUAAAAAUGUUAUUGAAAACAGUGAUGCUGUAAUUUCUGUAUUAGGUUUUACACCACAAUUAUUUGGAGAAAAAUCUACCGACAUCUAUUCUAAAAUUGCUUCACUCUUGGUUAAAGCAAUGACAGAAUUAAAUUUAAAAAAAUUGAUGUUUUGUACAUCAGCAGGUGUAGAAAAUGAUCCAAAUGAAAUAUGGUUUUACAAACAUAUUUUGAAACCUUUGCUAUUACAAAAGGUUUAUGAUGAUAUGCAAUUAGCGGAGAAAAUAAUUACUGAAUCCAGUUUAGAUUGGAUCCUGGUAAGACCCGCACGUAUGACAAACGGAUCAUUAACAACUCAAUUCCGUGUUUCAGAAAGAUUUAGAUCAUCAGGAGGCACCGCUAUUUCACGAGCUGAUACAGCAUUUUUUAUGUUAAACCAGGUAACUGGUAAUCAAUGGGUACACCGAACCCCAACACUAACUUAUUAG
Messenger RNA from Didymodactylos carnosus, 630 nucleotides. Lineage: Eukaryota; Metazoa; Rotifera; Eurotatoria; Philodinida; Philodinidae. The record is from the annotation of a GenBank genome assembly.